CUUCCAUAUUUGUGAGUCGGCAUUGAUUAUACAACUUGCCCUAAGACUAAAUAAAACGUGCAGAUGUUUGGAGCAUAUAUGGAGGCUGGCUAGUUAGCAAUGCUAACUGUCGUCUCUCCAUGGACCUACAAUAGUUAGUCAGUUCAUCAACACAGAAAAUGUUGUCGUUAUUUUUGUAACUUAGCGGUUAGGCAGUUGUCGGCGGGGUGCUGUCUAGCUGUUGUUAUGAUGGAUAUGGUGUUGCAGGUCCGAUUCGCCUGUCAGUUAGUCUGUUCUGCAGAGGGAACCCUCAGCCGGCUCAGUUGUUGCAUCACAUCUCAUGAUUGUGUUGGAGAUCGUAUUUGUGUUUUUCGCCAAAAUCACAGAAGUCCUUGAGUCCAAAAUGACAUACAGGAGAGAAAGGAGUGUACGAGAGGUGUAUGAAGAACGCUUUUUAACAGAACGGCCGGGUCCAUACCCACGGGCAACAGGAGCAGUGGAGAGGAGGGGCCCCUUUGGCAGGCCAGAGGAUGACUACGGCCGUGGUGGGUACGAAUACGAAGGAGGUCCGCGCUUCUUCCCUAAUGGAGGAGGCCCACGAAGUUACCAUGAGGACCAGAGGGGCUAUCAUGGUGACAGCCUUCAUUUCCCUGCUGAACGCAGAGCUGUUCCACCUUCAAGGAGGGAGGAAUAUCCUUAUAGAGUACCCAGGGAAGACCCACAUACAGGACGGCCUAUGGAGUUUGGCGCCCGUGCACCACCACCUCACAGCGUUCGAAACCAGGGCAUCUACCCAGCGCCCAGAUCACUCCCAGAGAGCGGCGAAGACACACUCGUGCAAGCCAUCCUCAACCUGGACAGAGGGGAAGACAGAGACCACUACAGAAGGAAAGCAGCCCCGUUCCCUCCGCUCAGAGAGCGAUCCCCGGUACGCCGCGAAGUGGCCCGUUCCCCCCAUAGUCGCUCCGGCUCCAGCGUCAGCAGCAGAGGCUACUCACCAGACAGAGCGAAGACUCUGCCUUUUCCCACACAACAAGGCAAGAGGUAUGAAGAGGCUUAUUCUCAGAUAAAGAUGACUGACAAAAUUCCUGGCCUAUCAAGAGAAGGCUCCCCACACAGCGCAACCUCAACCAAGGAAGAGAACCAUCCUCCCGAGGGAGAAAAAGAGGAGCCGCCGGUGGCUCCAGUUGUGGAGGAGAGCCAAAAGUUGUCUGCUGAAAACAUUCAAGAGCGACGAGCCUUGGCCAUCGCCGCCAAAGCUCAGGAGAUAGAGAAGAUAUACCGUCAGGACUGUGAGACAUUUGGCAUGGUGGUAAAGAUGCUGGUGGCUAAAGACCCCAACCUGGAGAAGCAGCUGCAGGUACCCCUCAGGGAGAACCUCGGGGAGAUCCGCGAACGUUGCCUGGAGGACCUCAAACACUUCAUCAGCGAGUUGGAUGAGGUGGUUCGGCAGCCAGAACCUUCGGUCUGUGACUCGACUACCCCAUCAACAGCCCUAACUGGUCAUAAACUUUCAAAGACGGGAGUCAAUCACAGCUCAUCAUACUGACAUAUUGGCCUGACUUGCUCUCUGUGAGACUCAGAAUGGGUGGAUUGACCUCUGAACGCGAUGGAUAUCUGAGAUGAAUUUAGGAUUGCUGGACUGAACCGACUACAGCACAGCAACCUGAAAAGCAGCUCAACAUGGCAAAGAUGCAGUGUUGCAUUUUCUGUUUGGAUGAACAGUGUUAGUUUGGAACAGACCAUUUUUACUUUAGGUUCUUUGUUAAUAUAAAAUGUUAAGCUGUUCUGUUCUGAUCUUGGCAAAAAACACGUUAUUUAAAAAAAAUGCCUGUCUCACUGUGGAAAUGGUCAACAUGGGUUUCAUUAUUUAACCUGUUUUGAUGAAAAUGUGUUGUUAACAAUAGACUUCUCCAGUAUGACUCACACUUCUACAGAAGGACAGGCUGGUUAAGACGUUUUGUUUUGUACAAUUUUUUUUGUAGCAGUCAGAUGUAUGACCUGGUGCUGCUAAAUGUACAGUUCUACAAUAAAUUUGUACUGUGUAGAAAUGCCAA
Messenger RNA from Scatophagus argus, 2036 nucleotides. It is a transcript of the gene pphln1, whose product is annotated as periphilin 1. The record is from RefSeq and is a predicted model, not a curated record. Bases 320 to 1528 code for a protein of 402 amino acids. The transcript is spliced from 11 exons. Lineage: Eukaryota; Metazoa; Chordata; Actinopteri; Scatophagidae. Gene Ontology annotation, cellular component: nucleoplasm. Gene Ontology annotation, biological process: negative regulation of DNA-templated transcription; protein localization to heterochromatin; negative regulation of gene expression, epigenetic.